Prionailurus viverrinus (fishing cat) is the source of this 1031-nucleotide messenger RNA. RefSeq names its product glycosylphosphatidylinositol anchored molecule like (gene GML). NCBI's taxonomy places the organism in Eukaryota, Metazoa, Chordata, Mammalia, Carnivora, Felidae. Bases 169 to 876 code for a protein of 235 amino acids. The transcript has 5 exons. The record is from RefSeq and is a predicted model, not a curated record.
GGCGCGGGGCCUGCCGGGAGUCGCGCGCGCAGCGACGGAGGCCCCUCCCUUGCGGACGCGCCCGGGCUGUGGGCUGCGGCCCGGAGAGUCUUCGCGCUCACCCUGCUGUGCCCGCCGCUUGGAGGCCUCGCCGUCCAGGGUUCCAGAAGGUUCAAGUUCCUGCAGGAGAUGAUGCUCCUCUGGGCCUUUCUCCUUGUCAUCUGGUUGCCUCAGGUCAUGCUGGGAGGAUAUUGGACCUAUAAUCUGAAAUGUUACGAUUGUUGGACCAUCAACAACUUCUUUUGUACAAGUAUGACAUUGUGUCCUAAACACCUCAGGCGCUGUGUGACCAUCUCUGUUCGUCUCGGCCUAUCGACGUGCAACGAUAUGGUGGGACUGGCCCUCGUGGUUCUUGUGAUGACUGAGGACGCCCUCGGCGCGGCCGUCAGGAACUGGGAACCCACAGGGCUGUGGCUCACGAGUCCUGGAGCUUCCAAGGCACACGGCCAAGUCGUGGUGGGACGAGAGAUGCACGGGCUGGGAGUGUGCCUUUUCUGGGCUCAAGGGGGACAUCUGGGGUUUCCCGGGCCCAUGUUCAUUGGUUUGAACAGUCGGGAGCUACUUGUUUACAAGAACUGUACGAGCAACUGCACAUUUGUGUAUCCAAGCGAAGUGCCUGAUGAAGCCCCAAGAUCAAAAUUUUUUAAAACUAAUAGUUUCUAUUUUGUUCGUUGUUGUGGUAGUAUUAAUUGCAAUGAAGGAGGUCCUAUUUCUCUUGAAAAGGAUAUUGUACAUGAGGAUAUAAUUGAGGAGCGUGUAGUAGCAAUGGCACACAUGGGGGAGUCACCAUUUUCCCUGAGCAUUGCCUCCAUCCUGGUCAGCCAUACACUGACAUGAGAAGCCCUCUGGGAGGGUCUGGUCUCUUCUCUCAUUCCUCAGAGCAAGUUCACUCUCCUUUCCUCCCUUGUGAGCCAGGGAUACUGACCCACAGGGCCCCAGGUGGACCAGUUACCCUUUCCCAGCUUAUUUCAAGAGAGAAAUAAAGAACAUUA